This is a messenger RNA of Thlaspi arvense, 2040 nucleotides long. The record is from the annotation of a GenBank genome assembly. Lineage: Eukaryota; Viridiplantae; Streptophyta; Magnoliopsida; Brassicales; Brassicaceae.
UAUAAUUUCAAUAUUGACCCUUUCGAAAGUCCUAUCAUAUCAAAUCAGAGAAUCCAACUCAACACUCUCACUUCGAUAUAUCCGCCUUCUUCUCCCCUUCAUCUCUCAGAGCCAACUGUACCGAUCUCCCGGAGCUCCACCACUCCGGCGAAAACCAUGUCUCAGUCUAUCCAAUUCUCCACUCCUUCACGCACUACUCACCUUCUCCACCUCCCUCAAUCACGAUUCCACCGUCCUCUCACUUCCUUUUCCUUCCGCCAAUUCCCUCUAACCUCCUCCGUCAAGUACACCUCAAUCAGAGCCUCCUCGUCUCCGUCUCCGUCUCCUUCACCGGAUCUCGAUUCCUCCUCCUCAUCAUCGCAGGUCCUUCACUCUCCUAACGGCACUGGCGCCGUGAGAGCAGAGGAGAGAUCCGUCGUAGCUACGGCGGUUUCGACGGAUACGGCUGGGAUUGAAGUCGAUACAGUGACGGAAGCUGAGCUCAAGGAGAAUGGAUUCAGGAGCACGAGGAGGACGAAGCUGAUCUGCACGAUCGGACCGGCGACGUGCGGGUUCGAUCAAUUGGAAGCGCUCGCCGUCGGAGGCAUGAACGUCGCGAGACUCAACAUGUGCCAUGGCACGCGCGAUUGGCACCGCGGUGUUAUCCGCAGCGUCCGGAGGCUUAACGAGGAGAAAGGAUUCGCGGUUGCGAUCAUGAUGGACACUGAAGGUAGUGAGAUUCACAUGGGAGAUCUUGGCGGCGAAUCUUCGGCCAAAGCAGAGGAUGGUGAGAUUUGGACAUUCACUGUUAGAGCUUUUGAUUCUUCUCGACCUGAAAGCACCAUUAGUGUGAGCUACGAUGGUUUCGCCGAAGACGUAAGAGUUGGUGAUGAGCUUCUGGUUGAUGGUGGGAUGGUGAGGUUUGAAGUGAUUGAGAAGAUUGGCCCUGAUGUCAAGUGUCUAUGUACCGAUCCUGGAUUGUUGCUUCCUCGAGCUAACUUGACUUUCUGGAGAGAUGGUAGUCUUGUGCGUGAGCGUAAUGCUAUGCUUCCAACAAUUUCUUCCAAGGACUGGUUGGAUAUUGAUUUUGGAAUUGCUGAAGGUGUGGAUUUCAUUGCGGUAUCGUUUGUCAAGUCUGCUGAAGUAAUCAAUCAUCUGAAAAGUUAUCUCGCUGCUCGUGCCCGUGGAGGGGAGAUAGGAGUGAUUGCAAAGAUCGAGAGUAUCGAUUCACUGACAAACCUGGAAGAAAUCAUCCUAGCAUCAGAUGGAGCAAUGGUUGCAAGAGGAGACCUGGGAGCUCAGAUACCUCUUGAGCAAGUUCCUGCAGCUCAACAGAGAAUCGUAAAAGUCUGCAGGUCGCUGAACAAACCCGUCAUCGUCGCUUCGCAGCUACUCGAGUCCAUGAUCGAGUACCCAACUCCGACGAGAGCAGAGGUAGCCGACGUUUCCGAAGCAGUAAGGCAAAGAUCAGACGCGUUGAUGCUCUCUGGAGAAUCAGCCAUGGGUCAGUUCCCGGACAAGGCUCUCACGGUUCUUAGAAGUGUCAGUCUAAGGAUCGAAAGAUGGUGGAGGGAAGAGAAACGCUACGAGUCUACUCCACUUCAAGCCAUUGGAUCUACUUUCUCAGACAAAAUCUCUGAAGAGAUUUGUAACUCUGCUGCUAAAAUGGGUAUUAACAAAAAUUCAGCUUCUUUUGUUUCCUCAAAAACCAAAUCUUUCGUUUUUUUUUCUCAUUUUUAUCAAAUACAAAAACUUGCAGCUAACAAUCUCGGAGUGGACGCUGUUUUCGUCUACACAAAGAACGGACACAUGGCGUCCUUAGUCUCACGGUGUCGUCCUGAUUGUCCGAUCUUUGCUUUCACGACUACAACCUCGGUGAGAAGAAGGUUAAACCUACAAUGGGGUCUUAUACCUUUCCGUCUAAGCUUCUCAGAGGACAUGGAAAGCAACUUGAACAAAACAUUCUCGCUACUGAAAUCAAGAGGUAUGAUCAAAUCUGGUGACCUCGUGAUCGCGGUUUCGGACAUGUUGCAAUCGAUCCAGGUAAUGAACGUUCCGUAG